AUGAGAGUGCUCUGGUGCCGGGCGCAGCGGAGCUCGACUGGAGUGGAGCUCAGCCCCCAGCAGCUGCUCCAAGAAAAGGAGGACUUGGAAAGGUUUGAUCGCCUGGCUCAGCAGCUGGAGGAGAAUUACGACCAUCUCGAGGAGAACACUGUUGCAGCAAAAGCGAUUACGGACGAGUUCAACAAGAUCGCGAGUGAGGACACAGAGGAGACUCAGCUUUUCUGCGAGUACGGCACCACCACACUGGACUUCAAGACCUUCUCCCAUGGAGAGGUGAUCACGAGGAACAGUGUUCCUGGAGUGGAAAUCACCGCCCAACGGCGAGCGGAUGCCCGCGUUCCUUGCACGGGCCCCCUGAUGAUCCUGAACAACCGGGAAGGUGGAGCGACGAACGACGGCGAUCUGAAGACAUGCACGAACUGCGCGCUGCUGGUGUACUCUGAGGACGGGGACCAAACGACCGUGGAUGACUGUGCCGAAAGACCAGGGCCCAAGUUCAUUUUCGAAUGGGACACGGUGAAGGACAUCAAGAACAUCCUUCUGUGGGACCAAGAUGAUGGCAGUCGGGACACCAAGAUCCAGCUCUUCAAUGAGAAUGAUGAGCUGAUCGCGGAAAAGGACGUAGAUCAGCAGAGCAGCCUCAACGGCAAAGGCACCACCGUGGACCUGCGAGUCCGUGGCGUCAAGAAGCUCAAAGUCUUGAUGGCCGGCUCCGGCGCGAUCGUGCAAAUCAAGCAGUGCGGCGUCGACGGAAGCGAGUACGGCGACCCGCACAUCCUCACUCUGGAUGGCGACAAGUUCGACCUCUACGAAAAUGGAGCCUUGGGUGGUGACAAACCCAAAACGGGCCUCAUCGACUGGCAGAUGUUCGCGCACUACGGCGGACCCACGUGGACGGCCCAAGGUCUGCUGCUGGUGGAUCGCUCCAAUGAGGGCUUCAGGCAAGCCAUGGAACUCACGGCCAAAGACUGCCAGUGGCGCCGCAAGACCAAUGCCAAGGGAAAUUGGAGCAACGUGGGCAAGAACUCCUCGGUCUCUUUGCUCGAAGGUGGAGACUACCUCAGCGGCUUUGAGUUCCACAGCGAGAAGCAUCUGAGUCUCCGCAUGAACACGCCCGAGGGUCUUGUGGACAGCAUCAACCUCCACACUGUCUGCAAGCCCAAGGGCAUCAACGUGCGAGUGUCCAUGCCCAACAUUGCAGAGAGCCGCUUCCUCAAAGGUCAGAUUCAGGUCGGCAACGGAAGGGGUAACAACAAGUUCGCCGUGGACAAAAAGUGGACUGCCCUCGGCGGCAGUGAUUAUGCGAACCGCUUCUUCCAGGGCCUUGCCGGACAGCAGUACUCGCUGCUCACUUCCUGCACCGCGUCCGAGAGGGCGAAAGCCGAGCAACUCUGCGUGAAGCAUCUGGGGGAGAAGAUGAAGAACGCGAAGGGGACCAAGGGCGAAAUCUUCAAUGACUGCGUCUUUGAUGUUUGCCGAGGAGGAGAGGAGUUCGCGAUCGCGGCGGCAGAGAUGCUGUCGAAGAAAUGA
Molecule: messenger RNA, 1530 nt
Organism: Symbiodinium sp. CCMP2592
Lineage: Eukaryota; Dinophyceae; Suessiales; Symbiodiniaceae
Source: the annotation of a GenBank genome assembly